Molecule: messenger RNA, 655 nt
Organism: Passer montanus (Eurasian tree sparrow)
Lineage: Eukaryota; Metazoa; Chordata; Aves; Passeriformes; Passeridae
Gene: NDUFA13
Product: NADH:ubiquinone oxidoreductase subunit A13
Exons: 5
Coding region: 66-500 (144 amino acids)
Source: RefSeq, a predicted model, not a curated record
CCCACGUGAGUUUCCCGCGCGCGGGCGGGCGGCGCGGCGCAGUGACGUCAGCGAGCAGCGCCGCAAUGGCGGCGCCGAAGGUGAAGCAGGACAUGGCCCCGCCGGGCGGGUACGGCCCCAUCGACUACAGGCGGCACCUCCCGCGCCGCGGCCUCUCAGGGUACAGCCUGCUGGCGCUCGGCGUCGGGAGCCUCCUGCUCGGCUACUACAGCCUGGUCAAGUGGAACCGCGAGCGCAGGCGGUUGCUGAUCGAGGAGCUGGAGGCUCGCAUCGCGCUGAUGCCGCUGCUGCAGGCGGAGUCAGACCGCAGGACGCUCCGGAUGCUGCGGGAGAACCUGGACGAGGAGGCCAAGAUCAUGCGGGACGUUCCGGGCUGGAAGGUGGGCGAGUCCCGCUUCCACACGGAGCGCUGGGUGCCCCCCACGCUGGAGGAGCUCUACUUCCUGCGGCCGCCGGCCGAGCUGGACCGCGAGAAGUUCGGGCUGCAGAGCUACGUCUGAGACCCCAAACCCCACCCCAAACCCCGCCCAGACCCCAAACCCGGCUCCUUCUGGAGCUUCCCCCCCUUCCCUGUCCCUCUCCAGGCUGAUUCCCCCAUCCCGAGCUUGUUCCCACUCAUGCUCAUUAGUAAUUAAUAAAUAAACAAUGAAUAAAU